Molecule: messenger RNA, 1623 nt
Organism: Quercus robur (English oak)
Lineage: Eukaryota; Viridiplantae; Streptophyta; Magnoliopsida; Fagales; Fagaceae
Exons: 10
Coding region: 95-1360 (421 amino acids)
Cellular component (GO): nuclear inner membrane
Molecular function (GO): chromatin binding
Source: RefSeq, a predicted model, not a curated record
AACUACGUACAGCUUCAAAGUCACAUUUCCCUUUACCUUUCCCUCCCCAUUUCUUUUUUCUCUUGCGACAAUUCUCAGACUAAGAAACGAAGCCAUGUCUUCCACUCGUAGUGGUCGUCAUCGUCGUCCUUCUUCAUCUUCUUCUGUACCAUCAAAUUCAUUGUUGAAGUCUAUAAAGGAACCCCCACACAACAUUUUUCCCUCUAAGGACGAGUUCCUGAGACUCGUGGCGGUGCUCGCCAUCGCUUCCUCUGUCGCCGUUUGUUGCAACAUCUUCUUCACUCUCAUCAACCGCCAACCAAAGCCCUUCUGCGAUUCCCACAACUCUCACUCUCCAGAUUCUAUCUCCGAUUUCUGUGAGCCUUGUCCAAGUAAUGGAGAAUGUAACCAAGGCAAGUUGGAAUGUGUUCGUGGUUAUAGAAAGCAUGGGAAGUUGUGUGUAGAAGAUGGAGAUAUUAAUGAAACAGCUAAGAAAAUUUUGAAGUGGAUAGAGAUUCAUCUUUGUGAAGCACAAGCUCAAUUUUUAUGCGAUGGACUUGGGGCAGUUUGGGUCAGAGAGGAUGAUAUAUGGAAGGAGUUAGAUGGACAUGAUUUGGUGAAAAAUGUUGGCUUGGACGAUGGCACCUUUUUGUAUUCAAAACAAAGGGUAAUGGAUGCUGUUAGUAGAUUAUUGGAGACAAGGACAGAUCCUCAUGGGAUCAAAGAGUUGAAGUGCCCUGACUUGUUAGCAGAGCAUUACAAGCUAGUUGCCUGUCGUAUCCAUCAGUGGUUCUCUGAGCAUGCUCUUAUAGUUUUCCCAGUUUCCACACUGCUUAUUGGAUGCACAGUGUUAUUCUGGAAAGUUCAUCAGAGACAAUAUAUAUCAAGCAGAGUCGAAGAACUUUAUCACCAGGUUUGUGAAAUACUCGAAGAUAAUGCGUUGUUGUCAAAGAGAGAAAAUGGGGAAUGUGAACCUUGGGUUGUUGCUUCUAGGUUAAGAGAUCAUCUUCUUUUGCCAAGAGAGAGGAAAAACCGUGUGUUAUGGAAAAAGGUAGAAGAACUGGUUCAAGAAGAUUCCCAAGUAGAUCGUUAUCCAAAGCUGGUGAAGGGCGAGUCAAAAGUAGUAUGGGAAUGGCAAGUUGAAGGCUCUUUGAGCUCCUCAAAGGUGAGAAAAAAAGUAGAGGCAAACAAAUUGAAGUCCACUGAAGGCAUCGCCAUAAAUUCUGAUCAAUUACACUGCACAUUGAAGGCUGCUGAACUUAUAUAUAUCAAACCACCAAUCUUGUGCAGAGCCCAAGGCAUCGAUUUUUUGACAUGGGGCAUUCUUCAAAAAGUUGGGGUCAUCUCUCAAUCCCUUGUGCUGAAACAACUUAGAGCCUAGCCUGUCUUUUUAAAUGUUAAGUCUGGCUCAUUGUUUUAUACUGGUAAGGGGUUGAACAUGAUGCCUGAUCAAUGGAAAGUUUGUAGAAGGGUUCAAUUGUGAUAUUAUCAAUUGAAAGUUCAUAACCUUCUGAUUUAAGAGUGUUGAGGUUCUAUCAAGUUUAGAGAUGAAUUCAGAAGGUCUGGUUAUCUCCUGUACAUCUGUGCUCUUUUUGGGUCCUGUGAAUAGUUGAAUAAAUACAAGGUUUCAGAUUAUCUUUUCAA